Brienomyrus brachyistius is the source of this 6035-nucleotide messenger RNA. It is a transcript of the gene tmem86a, whose product is annotated as transmembrane protein 86A. The record is from RefSeq and is a predicted model, not a curated record. Bases 1017 to 1730 code for a protein of 237 amino acids. The transcript has 3 exons. Gene Ontology annotation, cellular component: membrane. NCBI's taxonomy places the organism in Eukaryota, Metazoa, Chordata, Actinopteri, Osteoglossiformes, Mormyridae.
AUUCAUGGUCCAAAAUGCCACGUAAUAUAAAUCCCGUUGACAUUAACAGUAUGUUCGAAAUUGAUAUUUGCGGACGAGAAUUAUUAAGUAGUUUCGUCUGUUGUGCGGUUGCAUGAACAUUUUGUACCAGGAGAUGUCAUCAGUACUCAACAGUUGGUGUAACGAUCAUCUACGUCCUGCAUUUCAAAGGGGUCAGGGAUUCAUAAGCUUUAUUGUUAUUUAUAUACGCAGAAAUACAAAGAAAUAUUUGCUUGCGUACGUCUCUGCAGAAUUAAGCAACAUAUAACAAUAAAUAGUGACAUGGUGGACAAUAACAUACAAUAUACAGUAACCUAUAGGACAAACUGCUGAGGUUUCAAGUGGCACUGAUUAAUAAAUGACUGUGGUGACUGGGAUUACACUGCAAGUUAUCAGUGUGUAUUUAACAGUCUUGAAGUUCUUAGUGAUGGACUUGUAGCGUCGUCUGGAGGGGAGGAGAGAGUGAAAAUACUGUACUGGGUUAUCUAUCUAUUCUCUACGGCUCGUCGGAGUCGUGGGACCGCAGUCUGAUCAGAGAUGUGCUAGAUUAUUCAUUUUACUUAAUUAAUUUUCAAUUUAUGCCUGUGCCAUAAAACAAAUUUCAGCCAUUUGUCUUUCAUGGAAUAAUAUCGUUUACUUUAAUGUUCUUAGAUGUCUUUCUUGAAAGCGAAGCGCUGUAUACAAAACGAUUAGAUUUCAUUUGUAAACACUGGUGUAUUACCCUCCUCUAUAUGGGCGUCACGUUGUCUAAACUCCUCCUCAUUUAGAAUAGUAGCCGCGUCGAUCAUAGCAACAACCUAUGAAUUCACCGAUAUAUCUCCUCCCACGAUUAUAACAAAGUUAUUCCCGCCCCUUGAUGUCAGCCCAAUCUAAAAAAAAAAGACAACAACAAUCGCUUAUAGAAGAAAGCUCUUGCAUUAUUUCUAGCGGAAUCAAAGCGGAAACGUCGCUGUUGUAUAUUUUGAUUAUAAUUUUCUCACGGUGGCAUCGAACCAGAAAUGGUUUCUCCUGUCACAGUGGUGAAGAGCGAAGGACCCAAGCUAGUUCCCUUCUUCAAGGCGACCUGUGUGUACUUUGUGCUCUGGCUGCCUACCUCCAGCCCCUCCUGGUUCAGCGCACUCAUCAAGUGUCUGCCUAUCUUCUGCCUUUGGGUUUUCCUCCUCGCCCAUGGCAUCGGCUUUUUGGGUGCCCACUCCAGUGCCCGAAAGAUCCUGGCCGGCCUCAUAUUCUCCGCCCUGGGAGAUGCCUUCCUGAUUUGGCAAGAACAGGGUUACUUCAGUCACGGGCUGUUCAUGUUUGCCAUCACCCACAUCCUGUAUUCCUCAGCCUUUGGGAUGAAGCCAAUCAACUUGCCGGCGGGUUUGGUCAUCGCCGCUGCCUCUGGUCUUAGUUAUACCCUGCUCUACCCCUAUCUGUCAGGCCCUUUCACCUACCUGGUGGCUGUCUACAUCGCCCUGAUCGGGUUUAUGGGCUGGCGGGCCAUCGCUGGGGUGCAGCUGGCCAAUGACCUGUGGACCUGGACGAAGCUAUCGGCCUGCUUGGGGGCUGUGCUCUUCAUGGUGUCUGACCUGACCAUCGCCGUCAACAAGUUCUGCUUUCCCGUCCCGCACUCGCGAGCCAUUAUCAUGGCUACCUACUACGCUGCCCAGAUGCUGAUCGCCCUGUCCGCUGUCGAGUGCCAGGAUGCCGAAGCAUCUCGGAAGCGGGUGUGAUGCCGUCUUGGCCCCCCCACGGACCCCCCUCUCAGGCCUUCCUCAGCAUCGUCUCCCUUGUGUAGCUCUUUCCGUUCAGCUUAGUGGAGAAUAAAUGCAGGCGGUCGCUAGGGGAGUGGCUUAGAGUAGGAAAUGCAUAUCGACGGAGGACUCUGUAGACCCAAUACCUUCUAUCUGUUCGAUAGUGCGCCACGCCCCCUCAGAAGCCCCGCCCCUCCCCCCUACCUACCUGAAUUGAAGUCUGUGGUCCAACACUAAAAUUUCAACUUGGUGCUGUUUCAUACAGUGUGGUACCUUUUAUACCUUUGCUAAAAGGAAUUGUUUAGGUGACCGGCUGCGUGUCCUACGCACAUGUGGCUGACAGCUUUCCAGCUGUCAUUGUGCUUUUUGUGUGGCAUUGCUUUGCCCCCCGGCCACCCGCCACCCCCGCUGAUCCGCCCCCUCCCCCUCCCGGCUUUUUGUCUUCCUGUUUCUAAACCCGAGCACGACGGGCCCGGCUGUGUCCUUUUUGUGGAUUCCGAUUUCCUGCGGAUAUCGGGUCCUCCGCCGAGGUUUGCCAUGCUGCUGCCGUUCGGGUCCGGGGAGUGGAAGCUGAUUGGUCACCUGAGGGUCUAUUUUGUUAGGAGCUGGUUUUCUCCUGCCUUUAGUGUUACAGACCCUGUCUCUGAUGUUAAUUAAACACCGGUGGUUUAAGAUUAUAUAAACCACCCAGUAUCAGUUUCAGAUGGCAGCAUAUGCUUUCUUUGGUAGCUGUCAGCAUGGAAUAUGAGUUAUGAGUUAAGUCCAGCAUUUCAAAGUGUUUUGAUUUUCCCUGUCUCACUACGCCACCCAGACUUCCACUCCCGGGAAUAGGUUAAUUACCAGAAACUCUUCAAUGAGGCGUUUUCCCAUGAGAACAGCCUGGGACCCCUUUCGUUGUGCUUUCAGCUUGCGGAUUUAUCUACAGUCCUGUCUGUGUCAUUAAAGCCUACAGACGCCGGUCCGCCCAGGGUGUAGCACUAUGCAGGUGAGUCCCUGCUUCUGAGCCUUUAUCAAAGGGAAAGGGGGCUAACCAUGCAAGCGGGCACUCUGCUGUUUUUCAGUUCUCUCUAAGGACAGCAAUCAGUCCCAUUCUGUACAGCGGAGAAAGGGCUGCAGGAGGGCUUGCUUUGUAAUACUGGAUGACUGUAAGUCUCUCUCAGAAUGGGAGCUAUGGCACCUGGCAAUCAAACCCCAGUCCGUGCCAGUACAUGAUUUUGUUUAUUGAGUGUCUGUAUUAUUUAUUGCACAUGUGAUUUGCAGCUUUCAUUUUCUGGAAAAUACAGAAGAUCAAGUAUUCGGGCAGGGUGAUUUUGGGAUUCUGCGGCUCUUUGCUCGCAAUCAGAUCUUUUUAAGGACAUUCCUGGAAUAUUGCUGUGAAAUAUUUCUAGAAAUGUAGAAUAAAUGGGAUUUAAAUAUAGUGCUCUUUAAAAUAAUUUUUGUUUGUAUUUCACACUGUAUCCUCGUGGAAAAUGCCCCAAAUUUCGCUUGGGAGUUUAUGGCAAACUUGUAUGUCGGUCCCUCUGUCCAGCUAGGAGAUGGACAGAACUGGACACGUGCUACUAGUACACCGGUCGCUCCUUUUGGGGAAAAGAUGCUGGAAUGGGAGAAUGAUGGCCCCUGUUUCUUAGGCUGGCAGAGGGGGCGAUCACGCACAUAGUACCUUAUCUACCAACUCCGCUGAAUCAUACCCAGUUUUGGGAUACUGACACUUCCCUGUCUUCCUCUUCCUGGGGAGGAAACAUUAGGGCCACUUUCCCCUUGACACUGUAGGGUUGCUGGGCAAAUUCAGCUUUGCGUCUGACAUCUGCACACAGCAUAAGGGCCAUUUGGAUCCAAGCUCCAUUGUUUUUUAAAGUAUUCUAAGCUGCUCUGUCCGGUUUUCUUCCCCCUGUAUAUUUUUCUUCCUUUCAGAACUAACUGGCGUAAACCGUAAGUGAAUACUGUGGUUAUAAAUUAUUUUCGUGUUAUCGAUAGUGAUAUGGGUUUAUUAAUUAUUAUCAGUUUUAUUACCAGUGAUUUUAAAUGCUAUUCCAAGCAAGAAGCAAAUUCAAAUGAGAAUGCUUCAAAUGACAAGAGGAAUUCAAAUGCGGAAUUCUGUACGGAAUGUUUCAGGCACAGUUCCUCAUUCUGUCUGGUGUUUUUAAAUAGCGCAUGUCAUUCGUCUUCUGGAUGAAUAUGGAGAAUUCUUAGGCAACGAGUAAUGGGCGAGUAAUGGCUGUGCUCGCUGGGAAGUGGUGUUAAAUGAAGACUUCUGACCAUUUUUCAACCGCGACACAUGUAUAAGAGUCUCGUGACAAAUGCCGCAGGGAGGAACAUGUCACUGGAAAUGACUGGUACUGAGAUGUGGAGGCAGUGUGUGUUUGCGGGGGGGGGGGGGGGGGGGUCAGCUGCGUAUUUGUAUGGUGACAUUUUUUGUGAUUAUUUCUGAAAAUUGCUUAGUCUGUGCUCAUUUUGUUUUUGCUUACUGGGGUCAGCGUGUCAGCAAAAUGUUUAUGCCCAGUCAGUAAUAACUGCCCUUUUGUCCAGUGUCCUGAGUUUAUCAGACGGCUUAUUUUGGCUGAAAUGGCUGGUCAGUCUUCAGUUUAACAGAGCAGGGAGAUUAUAGAUGGCCCUGCUUUUCACCCCGACAAUUUGAGCCCUCAGAAGUGACCUGCUGGCAUGACUUAUUUACUCGUGUCUAAAGAAAUAACAGUGAAGGAGAAAACCUGGGAUCAGGCCUUUGCGUUACUCCGUAAUCCAAUGAUCUGAGAUUAAAAAGCUCUUUCAUUUUCCGGGUGUGAAAAAAGUAUUACAUUUACAAGAGAAAACAAAGAGAAAUGAGGAAGUUAUGGUUUCUUUUGGUCCGAUUGUUAUGUUUGCUCUGCGUUCUUUAUCAGAUAAAAAUUUCUGGCCCAGAAAGUGAUCUGCUUGUACACUCCUUUAGGGACGAGUCUUUUCGGGGCUGAUUUCGGGCCGACAUUAGAAAACAGAGAGGUCUAUAUUUCCCUCAUUCCCUCUAUCAGUCACGGGGGACUCGGAAUAAUCCAGGGAUCGCUUUACCCUCCUUCAAAGGCUUCGUUGUUUCUUCUGUCUUUUUGUGAAGACCAGGAAUGCUGUCCGUACGAAGUGCUUUGGGUUUUCAGUGUUGCUACAGCCACCUGUUGUGAUAGGAGGGUGAAAGCACCAGUGAAGCUGCACAGAUAAUGCAGUGUAUUUUGUUUUUUGUUAGUUUUUACUGUGGUUCCUCGUAUCCAUUCUGUCCCUUUCGCUUUUGCAUGUACACUCUUCCCCUCAUCUAGAUCUGUGCUUCUAUUUAGUGUCACUGUUACAAUCUGUACAACAAUUUCUGUAAUAUCAGUAAUGCAACGUUUCCCAACCCAGUCCCCGGAGACACACAGACAGACGGUCCACGUUUUUGUUCCCUUCCCAGCUCCUGGGUGGGAGCAAAUAUGCGGACUGUCUGCCGGUCCCUGAGGACCGGAUUGAGAAACACUCCAGUAAUGUGUUGGCACGGCGUGCCCAAGCCCCACUGCCAUCGAUGGCAGACAGAAGCGUCUGAUUCAGGCGAACCACCGGACCUAAACAUGCGGAAAGUCAACAGGCUAAUUGUAAUUUUACCAGCCGACUUAAAAGAGGCUGUUUACAUGCAAGCUUUACACCAGUUUUUUUCCACUGUGGUCUCUUCCCUCGAAUCACCGAACCGUGUGGCUGUAUGCCGUGACCCAAGGAUCACGCGGUAUUUUGUGAGCGUAAAGGUUAGCGCCGUACUGCAUUUUCAGAAGGUGACUCUUUCACCCCCCAAAAAAGAUGCAUUAUGGGAUGCCCUUUAAUGAUACACCUCCUUUAUUUCCUGUCAGUUUAAUAUUGCAGGGGAAAUGAGUCCUUUAUAAGGCACAGCUGUGAUAUUUGGAGCUGUAACUAAUGUGUGUUUGCUGUAAAAGAGAUGGAACUGGCGUGAGAUCCCAGUAUCUUGUGAUAUAGUAUCCUGAGAGACUAUCCAAGCAUACAAUAACCAAUACCUUUGCAGAAGUGCUAUUUUAUUGGUUUUGUUUUUACUGAAUUGGUUCAAAAAUAAGUAUAAUGGUUAUCAAGUGUUGAUGACGUUCUUUUUUAGUGAUAUUUAUAUAUAUGUAUAUCACAUUAUUCUUGCCUUAUUGUCCUGAAUUUUCACCUGUGUGUUUUCCUUUAUUACUUUAUUUGGGAAUAAUAAUUAUACAGGACCACACCGUUUGUUACCUGUAGAAAACUGCUAUGAAUGUGAAUUAAAUACGUGAUAAAUAAAUGCAAGUACAAUGCAAACUCUAA